AUGGCAAUAGACGACCAUCCAGCCCACUGGCAAGCCACCCUGCUAGGCGUCACCUUCUGGAAAGACGCUGAGUCCUGGAACCAGCCUAUUCACGACUCCAUCGAUGAAGUGCAUGAUCAAACCCUCCACACCCGCUUCCCUUUCAACCUGGUCACCGAGGAGGAAAAGGAAAUCAGUCGUGCUCGCGCAUCUCUCCUCUCAGCUGUUGUUGCACCUUCCCCCGUUGCCAGCAACAACACCACCACCUCCACUCCCACCACCAACAGCAACAGCAGCACCACCAGCCCCGAAAGUCUAGAAACUCCACUGCAGCAUCGUCGCCGCUAUAGCAUGAGCGACGUCCUCACUCACCUUACUGCUACGGACACUGGAACUCUGGAUAUAAUGGCCGGGCCGCGUAAGGAAAAGCGUUCGCGCUCGGAGACGAGGAGUCGCGGAGACCAGAAACAACAGCAGCAGCAGCAGCCGCCGCCGCUCACUCGCUCGUCUAGUACGAACAGCAACAGCCACAGUAGUACUUCGCUGCUUCGCUCUGCGCUGCACCGCAUGAGUCGGAUGAGGAUCGGGUCCGGAGAGGAAGAGCAGCAGCAGCAGCAGCAGGAGGAGAGGGGGAGGCGGAUCUUGGAGACUGUGGAUGGUGCCGAGCAGGCGACACCUACUAACCCUCUGUUGGAGUUCCGUGGCGGCGAGACCUGGGCGCGAUUCCCUCGCAAUCGGCGCAGCUUGGGCAUUGAUGACGAGGAGGACGACGACUACGAAGAAGAAGAAAAAGAGAUCCAGAUCGAAGUCCUCCCGCUAGAACAGAUGUUCCCCCUCGUGCAUUUCCGCCACCUACGCUCCCUGAGGAUCACGGGCAUGGUGCAGUCCUACCAGACAUACAUCUGGCAAGCAGCCUGGCUGAACACGGGCCUCGAGGAGCUCGAGCUUAGCAUGGUGUGCCAGCCUCGUCUCCGCCGGUCGUUCGCAGGCAAGUGGCCCUACAUCAAGGAAGGAUGGACGAUGAAUCCGGUGCAUUACAGUGAGCCUGUUUAUCAUGGCAACGGAACCGGCCAACUCGACCACACCAUCGGCCAAGGCGAGUACCUGGACAAACUCGUCAUGGAAAAGGCCAAGGUGUGCGCCAUGGCGAUCGGGUACACGCGCAACAAGUUCUCAAUCCGCUCGCUGACUCUCACCGGGUUUGUGGUCGACGCGGACCCCUUCCUGCACUGGUUUGACAUCAGGCGGCUCAAAUGUCUGAAUUUCAAGGAUUUCUGUGUGGAUGGGGGCAUGUGGCUGUGCGAGCCGAUGAAGAGGGUUUCAGUCUGGUGGCCGAAGGAGAUCGAUGAGCGGGCUGUUGUCGUGCGCCGGGUGAAUCCACGGGAGGAGGUGAAGGUGGUGCAGUUGAGGGAUGGAAGGAAGGUUGGGGAGAUUCCAUUCACUGGCCCGGAGAGCUUGAAUUUUGAUAAUGUCUAA
Aspergillus saccharolyticus JOP 1030-1 is the source of this 1455-nucleotide messenger RNA. RefSeq lists its product as uncharacterized. The record is from RefSeq and is a predicted model, not a curated record. Bases 1 to 1455 code for a protein of 484 amino acids. The transcript is spliced from 6 exons. Lineage: Eukaryota; Fungi; Ascomycota; Eurotiomycetes; Eurotiales; Aspergillaceae.